UUUCAACAACAGUGAAACACUGAAGCCCCAGACCAUAGACAGACACCACAGCUACUGCUGCGUGGAGAUGGACGAUCGGUGAGGCCACAGGGUAAUAUGAGCCUUCGGACUCCGUCCAGUCGAGACGUGGCCAGUAAUACUUGAUAAAAUGUCAACGCUGUUAAAGAAUGAGCACUAGGGGAAAUAUGGGGUUCCACUUACUAGCUCACCUCCCGAAAGGCCUGUGAGUGUCUGCAAGUCACCCACCCGUCUCUUAAGAGGAAUCCCCCCGCCUGCAGGUUCCCACUACUGCCAGGCAAUGACAGCGGCAUCCGCCACCCCGCAGCAAAUGAAAGACCGACUGCUGCAAGCCAUUGAUGGCCAAAGCAAUAUUCGCAAUAUGAUGGCUGUUUUGGAGGUAAUUUCAUAUUUGGAGAAAUACCCCAUCACCAAAGAGGCACUUGAGGAAACCCGGCUUGGUAAAUUGAUAAAUGAUGUCAGGAAGAAGACUAAGGAUGAAGACUUGGCUAAGAGGGCAAAGAAACUGUUGCGGACCUGGCAGAAGCUGAUCGAACCGGAACCAAAUGACCCAGCGCCCAAGGAGCAUACAGGAACCAACGGAGGGGCCAAGGAGCACACCGCAACCAACGGAGGGCCCUUCUCCAGCCGAAUAGAUUAUCCUCCCCAAGCAGUCACCUCCGUCUCAGGUAAAACCGCGCCUGAGCUGAAAAUCAGAAAUGAUUUUCACAACUGUAACUAUCCAAAGGUCGAGGUGUCGGGGCAUCGAAAGCGCAAGGGAGGACAGAGAGACGCACAGCAGCACUUACCAUCCAAAAUCUCCAAAACGUCAGCCUUCGAGCAUCACUCGAUUGCCACACCGCGUCCCACCAACGGCAUUGCUGCAAGUCCAGAUACUCGCUUAAACAUGUUUGACAACUUACACCAUCAGCCAGAUAAAGACGCCAUAGAAGGCCACGAUCACGACAGACCCAGCAAAGUUCCUGUCAACGCUGUCAAGCCCCACCCUAGUUCCCCCGCUGUUUCUAAACCUCCUAGUGCAUCGUUGCUGCUGAAAACCGCCGUGUUGCAACAGCAGGCUAAGAAAGACCUGCCUGCUACGGGCGGCGUGCAGCAUCCCCCCAAGAGUCCCUGCUCGCCGGCCGUCAAUCCCAAAUCCAACACGCCAGACACUUUGGGGAGAUGGCCUCCCCCCUCUGGCGUGAAGGCCACCAUCACAAGUCCCCCUUCGAGUCCCAAAGUGCCCUCAGACAGGGUCAGCUCAGGUCCCCCCUUACAGUCCCCAAACCCUGCUCUCCAGGGGUCGUAUCCCACGGAGACCACACGCGACUGGCAGGCAGAUGCAGCCCCUGGACACAGUGAAGGGAGGUCGGUGGUCCAGCCCGAAGCUGUGCCCUCCCUGAACUUGGUCACGGACGCACCGGACGGGGGCCCCCCUGUGGAGGCGGCGACGGCCAAGCAGGAGGGUGACGGGGCUGCGCACAACAACUCCGAGCGGAAGAGGAAGAAGUACCGGCCCAGAGACUACACGGUCAGUCUGGUCGGGCAGCAGCACUCCGAGGACAGCAAAAAACCUGCCAAGUUAAAAGACCGCAAGCUCACGUUUGACCCGGUCACCGGGCAGAUCAAACCCUUAGCGCUGAAGGAGGCCCAACCCAGGGAGGACGUGCUUGUGACGCCCGUGCCGACCGCGCCGGAGUCUCACUGGACAGACGUUCACAAGCAGGACACGUGUCCUCCUCCGCCGAACCCGCUCCAGCAGACCAACUGGAAGGAACUGUCCCGAAACGAGAUCAUCCAGUCGUACCUGAGUUUGCAGAGCAACGUGCUCACGUCCUCUGGAACACAGACUCCAGGCGCUCACUUCUUCAUGACCGAGUUCCUCAAGCACGAGGAGCAUCAUACGAAAGAGCCGAGGGAAACGCACGUCCUGGUGCCUGACCCUCCUGCGUUGCACUUGCCUGGGAUCACGCGAGACGUCAGUAAAGAGGACCUAAGCAAAUUACACACAGACCGCUGGCCUGGGGUAAACGGCUGUUACGACACCAAGGACAACUGGCACGACUGGACUAAGUGCAUAUCAUUAGCCCCCCAUGGGGACGACGGUAAAUUACACAUCUUGCCAUACGUUUGCCUAGACUAAGAAUUGUAGCCUUUAAUUUUAUGUGAAAAGAGAGCUGUUUGGCUCACUUGUUUGAAUGAGUGAGUUGAUGAAAAUGAACUCUGGCAAUCUUGAACUUUUUCUAUAUAUAUAUGGUUUGGGUUGACAUGUGUGUUACCUCCCAACAUUCCAUUCUGCCUCCCAGUUGGUCUCUUCAAAUACCACAGUUUCUGACAGGGAAACAAAACUGCAAAAUGUACACAUUUUGAUAUGUGUAUGUUCAAGUGUUUUAUUAAUUUAUCUUUUGUUGUUAACAAAAAAAAAAACAUAAAUUAAAAUGGUAAAUGAG
This is a messenger RNA of Alosa sapidissima (American shad), 2447 nucleotides long. Its product is annotated as mediator of RNA polymerase II transcription subunit 26-like. The transcript has 3 exons. Gene Ontology annotation, cellular component: nucleus; core mediator complex; mediator complex. Gene Ontology annotation, molecular function: transcription coregulator activity. Lineage: Eukaryota; Metazoa; Chordata; Actinopteri; Clupeiformes; Clupeidae. Bases 299 to 2140 code for a protein of 613 amino acids. The record is from RefSeq and is a predicted model, not a curated record. Gene Ontology annotation, biological process: regulation of transcription by RNA polymerase II; positive regulation of gene expression.